Molecule: messenger RNA, 877 nt
Organism: Apus apus (common swift)
Lineage: Eukaryota; Metazoa; Chordata; Aves; Apodiformes; Apodidae
Gene: VIP
Product: vasoactive intestinal peptide
Exons: 6
Coding region: 1-597 (198 amino acids)
Biological process (GO): epinephrine secretion; positive regulation of protein catabolic process; negative regulation of apoptotic process
Cellular component (GO): perikaryon; extracellular region; neuron projection
Molecular function (GO): peptide hormone receptor binding; neuropeptide hormone activity
Source: RefSeq, a predicted model, not a curated record
AUGGAGCACCGCGGCGCCUCCCCGCUCCUGCUCGCCCUCGCCCUCCUCAGCGCCCUCUGCUGGCGGGCGCGGGCGCUGCCCCCGCGCGGGGCUGCCUUCCCCGCCCUACCGCGAUUGGGAAACAGAAUGCCAUUUGAUGGAGCCAGUGAACCUGACCAUGCCCACGGGUCAUUAAAGUCUGAAUCAGACAUUUUGCAGAACACACUACCUGAAAAUGAGAAAUUCUAUUUUGAUCUGUCCAGAAUUAUCGAUAGAAAUGCAAGGCAAGCUGAUGGAAUUUUCACCAGUGUCUACAGCCAUCUUUUGGCUAAACUUGCUGUGAAGAGAUAUCUGCAUUCGCUUAUUAGAAAACGAGUUAGCUCCCAGGACAGUCCUGUAAAACGCCACUCUGAUGCUGUCUUCACUGACAACUACAGCCGCUUUCGAAAGCAAAUGGCUGUGAAGAAAUACUUAAACUCAGUUUUAACUGGAAAAAGAAGCCAGGAAGAGCUAAACCCUGCUAAACUUCGAGAUGAAGCAGAACUUCUUGAACCUUCCUUUUCAGAAAACUAUGAUUCUGUAGAUGAGCUGCUGAGCCACCUCCCACUGGACCUCUGAAGGACACCUGGUAGAGUCUAUGAGAAGAACAAGUUAUUUUUGAGUUCCACAUAGUAUUUCAAAGAGAUGACUUUAGUCAUCAAACCAGAACAAAUAUGUUGUGAAGUGAAAGUUGUGAUAUAUUUGUUUCUUAUGUAAUAAAAGUUGAUAUUUACAUUGUAAAUAUUACUCUAGAGUUCUCUACUGAAAGCUGUACAUAUGGAUGCCGGUUUAACUCAUGACAAGUCUGUGAGUCCAUAUGCUGUAAAUCCUUUACUUCAAUAAAUUCAUUUGAAAAUGA